Molecule: messenger RNA, 3717 nt
Organism: Salvia splendens (bonfire salvia)
Lineage: Eukaryota; Viridiplantae; Streptophyta; Magnoliopsida; Lamiales; Lamiaceae
Product: putative disease resistance protein RGA1
Exons: 2
Coding region: 344-3610 (1088 amino acids)
Molecular function (GO): ADP binding
Source: RefSeq, a predicted model, not a curated record
UCGAACCCAGGCCCAUUGCAGCAAGAUCUGCCCCUCCGUUGCCAACUGCGCUACGCCCCUGAGCAAAUCUCAAACUAUUAUUGUUCAUUGUUAAUGAUGCUCUAAUUAAUUAAUGUUGAUGAGUUGUUAGCCGGCUGGCAAUGUAUUAUUAUUAAUAUUCAAGUAGAUGGCAGAGUCCCUCUUUAUUAAGCCAGCCUUAAACUUAAUCUCUGUUAGCAACGAUUUUACCUAAACAAGCAGCUCCAAAAUCAUCGGCCAGCACCGCCUCGUUGUCACCGUUGACCGCCACACGACCAUAUAUAGUAGCUAGCCGUGCAGCCCAAUAUAUUGGAUUGAAGAGAAAAUGGCGGAUGCUAUUGUUUCAGAAGUGGUGGGGAGAAUUGCAACUAUGUUAGAAGAUAAGAUUCGGUAUGAAGUCAAUUUGGUGAAAGGUGUGAAGAAGGAGCUUCUCAAUCUUUCCAAGAAGCUCAACACGAUCCGAAAGGUGUUGGAUGAUGCAGAAAAGAGAGGAGUGAAUGAUGAAAGUGUCAAAAGUUGGCUGAAGAAGCUCGAAGCCACGACUUAUGAGAUGGACGACAUUUUGGAUGAAUGGAACUACUCUCUUCUCAAACAUAAGUUGGAAGAUUUUGCUGAGCCCGAGCCUGUGCAAAAGAGAGGCUGCUCCUUCAUCCCAUCUUCAUGUUUAUGUUUCAAGGACAUUUCUUUUCGUCGUGAUAUUGCCAAGAAAAUAGAACAUGUGAAUGCCACGCUUGAUCAGAUCUUAAAGGAGAAGGAUGAUUUUAAUUUUGUCAUUUCUCUGCCUGCGCCCGAGUCUCAACAAGAACCAACCACAUCUUUAAUUGACUUGAAGAAGGUUUAUGGGUCGGAUAUAUAUAAGAAAAGGGAUGAUAUAGUGAAGAAUAUGAUGGUUAAUGGUGAUGAUACCCAAAUUCUGUCUAUAGUUGGGACGGGAGGACUUGGGAAGACCACACUUGCUCAACUUAUUUUUAACCAUCCUCAUUUUGAGAAAGAUUGGUUAAAAAUUUGGGUGUGUGUUUCUGAUCCCUUUAUUGCGACCGUAGUUGCAAAAAAUAUAGUUGAAAGUGUGGGAACUGAAACAAUUCCUCCAAAUACCAACCAAUUAGAAUUGGUAUUACAAAAAGUAAAAGCUUCCGUUUCAGGGAAAAAGUUUCUUCUUGUCCUUGACGAUGUUUGGACAGACGACAAUAAAAAAUGGGAGCCCCUUCAAAUCAGUCUCCAAUGUGGUGCAGUAGGUAGUAAAAUUCUGGUGACAACAAGAAAGGAAACGGUGGCUAAGAUGUUCCAUACCUUGGACGAUCAUAUGUAUCACCCAAAUAAGCUUAGUGAAGAAGAAUGUUGGUCUUUAUUGCGCGACACAUCUCUUCAAGGAAAGAGUGAGAAGGAAUGUGGAAAGUUUGAGGAUGUUGGCAAGAAAAUAGCUAGCAAGUGCAAUGGAUUGCCUCUGGCUGCAGUUGUUUUAGGAAGACUUCUGCAGUUCAAGGAUUUGGAAGGGUGGGAACAUGUAGAGAAGAGUGAAAUAUGGCAAUUGGAGAAUGCCAAAUUAGAUCUUUUUCCUCAUUUGGUUUUAAGCUACAAUGAUUUGUCCCCAACUCUUAAGCGUUGUUUUUCAUAUUGUGCCGUCUAUCCUAAAGAUUACCGAAUUGGUGCGGAGACCCUGAUAGAAGAGUGGAUGGCGCAAGGUUAUCUAGGCUCGGAUAGUGGAAACGAUGCACUGGAGCUCAAAGGGCGAGAGAACUUGAAGAAUUUAGCAAUGCGUAGUUUGUUUCAAGACAUUGAGAAAAGUAAGUCGGGGGAGCAGAUAGAAUGGUGUAAAAUGCAUGAUAUAGUACAUGAUUUUGCUCUGUCUCUUAGGCAGAAUGGUGACAAGGAGACAAGUUGUCAAGUUUGCGGUUCUUCAUUGGUUUCUCAUGUGCAAGAAUAUCGGAGCCUACAGUGGGACGAAAGUUGUAAAGUUUGUGAUUGCAUGAAAAGUGUUAGGGUGUUAAGAAUUAAGAGGAGCCCUCCGAUGGGAAUGGAAACGCUGAUUCACUUGAGAUGGUUGGAUAUUAGUUGGAUUACAUUAUCAAAGGAUGACCUCGAAAUCAUAUGCAGGCUUUAUUUCUUGCAAACUCUUCUCUUAUCGUUGUGCCACCUAACAGAGAUUCCACAAGAAAUUGGGAAUUUGGUGCAGUUAAGACGACUUGACUUAAGUGAGAAUGAAGACAUAAAGGAGUUACCAGAGAGCGUGUGUAAAUUGGUUGAAUUGCGAACUCUUUCCUUACAACUCUGCUCUCUAAAAGAGAUUCCACGAGAAAUUGGGAAUUUAGUGCAGUUAAGACAACUUGACUUAAGUUGGAAUAGAGAAUUAAAGGAGUUACCAGAGAGCAUGGGCCGUUUGGUUGAAUUGCGAACUCUUUCCUUAAGAGGUUGCCCUCUAAAAGAGAUUUGCAGAGGAAUUGGGAAUUUGGUGCAGUUAAGACAACUUGACUUAAGUAUGAAUGAAGAAUUAAAGGAGUUACCAGAGAGCAUGGGCAGUUUGGUUGAAUUGCGAACUCUUUCCUUAGCAUACUGCUCUCUAAAAGAGAUUCCACGAGAAAUUGGGAAUUUGGAUCAGUUAAGACGACUUGACUUAAGUGGGAAUGAAGAACUAAAGGAGUUGCCAGAGAGCAUUUGUAGUUUGGUUGAACUGCAAAUCUUGAAGAUAGAAGGCACUAGUAUCAACUGUCUACCUGAAGCAUUAGGUGAGUUAAGUAAUCUCCACACACUCGAACUGUGUCCAUUCAAAGUAGGAAGUCAAUACAACAAGUUUGGUUUUCUGAAAAAUUUACACCAUCCUCUUGUUGGAUCUCUAGAAUUGGAAAUCUACUUGAGUAGUAUGAGUGAAAUGGUGGAAUUGGUUGAAGAUGCUCGACAGGAACAAUUGAAGACACUCCUUCAAAAACUCGAAACACUCAAACUAUCUUUCGAGGUUACGAUGAAUGAAACGGAGCAGGCAUCAUCAUCAUCUUCAUCAUCAAUGUGGAUGGAGUUAGUAGAAGCUCUCGUACCCCAUCACACGUUGAACAUUCUGGUACUCAUUGAAUAUAAGGGCUCUAGGCUUCCGCAUUUGAUGUCAUCACCCCUCAACUUUAUAAAACAGAUCUAUCUGAGAGAUUUGAGUGAGGUGUCAUCAUUGCCGGCUAUGGGGAAACUACCUUUCUUGGAAAUUCUCUCUAUUUCCAGUGUGGAGCAAUUGAUGUUUGUGGGAAGGGAGUUUUUGGGAAUAGAAUCUUCAUCUCAUGAUAUUGUUGUUGUUGCAUUUCCCAAACUCAAGCAACUGACAUUUCAAUAUUGCCGCAAAUGGGAGGAGUGGGAGGACAUAACGGAGGAAGAAGAAGAAUCUGCGGCCAUCUCCAUCAUGCCAUGUCUCACUGAGUUGUCUAUCAAUUUGUGUCGGAGUUUGAAGAAGCUGCCGCUUCGCCUGCUACGCAAGGUCUCCUCGUCUUUGCUGCUGUUGGAUAUCAGAAAAUCAUCAGAGCUAGUAAAAACAUACGGAGAGGAUGAGGAAGGUUCAGCUUGGAGAUCCAUAUCCCAACAUAAUCCCCAACUUCGACUUCGCCAUUAUUAUUAGGUCUAAUGCAAUAUAUGUCUACCUGUUUGGUUUACUUUUUUGAAAUUGAAUUUGCGAUUGUAAUAUGUAUUUUUCUUCUUUAGUCGUAAAUUUUUAUUAGACGGAUA